AUGGUUGCAUAUAAAUUAGAUUCACGAUAUAAAGAAGAAAUUAUUAGACUUGCAGGAGAAGAAAAUGCUAGUCAAAUAUUAAAUGAAUUAGCAGAAUAUGUUAGCCAAACAGGUGGAUUUGCAAAAAGAUAUUUGUGGGUGGCUCUUAAAAUUCUUUCGAUACCUGUAACCUCAGCUGCUA
Messenger RNA from Funneliformis caledonium, 181 nucleotides. Lineage: Eukaryota; Fungi; Glomeromycota; Glomeromycetes; Glomerales; Glomeraceae. The record is from the annotation of a GenBank genome assembly.